This is a messenger RNA of Megalopta genalis, 1458 nucleotides long. Its product is annotated as pancreatic triacylglycerol lipase. Gene Ontology annotation, biological process: lipid catabolic process. Gene Ontology annotation, molecular function: lipase activity; serine hydrolase activity. Lineage: Eukaryota; Metazoa; Arthropoda; Insecta; Hymenoptera; Halictidae. The record is from RefSeq and is a predicted model, not a curated record.
ACUACAACGUUGAAGUCUAAGUUUUGUGAACGAAUGGCAUUGCGUGAAAAGCGACGAGCCCUCCCGGUGGGGGGAAACUCGAAAGUUGGCGCCGCCAAUACUUCGACGGAGUAAUUAAUUCAGUAAAUGAACGAUGCUCCGGGUUUAUCGGGUCAUCGAUAGAUGAAGAAUCCCGUCGGAUGAAUGACGGUCCGUCGCUAAGACGGCUGCAGUAGUAAUUCAGUGCAACAUCGGGUGGUAUUGCGAGAAGAGACAUGCCACCAGUCGGGACUAUCAUCCUUCUGGCGAUUGUUCUUGCAUCAGCGUACGCACAUCCGCAGAACACGCUGCUAAACGAUGUCGAGAAUGUCAUCAAGACCGUUUUCAAGACCGUAUGGGAACCGGCCACAUUCAAUUUGUACAGUAGGGAAAAUCCAUUCGGCGAGGAGCAGUUGUUCUUAAACAACACGGAGGUUCUUUAUGCAUCCCAUUUCAACGAAAGUCGUCCGACGAAGUUCAUUAUCCACGGGUACAGCGACACUGGAAAUGAGGCCUGGGUGCGAGGUUUGAUAGACGCCUAUUUGCUUCACGAAAACGUGAACGUGAUCGUCGUCAGUUGGGGAGUUCUCGCCAGUGCUCUCUACCCAAUGGCCGCGAACAACACCUGUCGAGUAGGCGAAUUUCUAGGCAAUUUCCUCGAGUUCCUGAACCGCGAGUCGAACCUAGAAUAUAAAGAUGUUCACAUGACGGGACAUAGUUUGGGUUCGCACGUCGCCGGAUGCGCUGGCGCUUACUUGAAUGGACGAAUCGGCAGAAUAACAGGCCUAGAUCCGGCGAGUCCCCUGUUCGAGACGAUUUCUGGAAUUGUUGACCCGAAAUUCAGAUUAGAUCCGACCGAUGCGCAGUUCGUCGACGUGAUUCACACCAGCGGAUCUGCGUUCGGAUUCUUGGCUCCGCUCGGUCAUGCUGACUUUUAUCCAAAUAACGGAAAGUUUCCGCAACCUGGAUGCUCGUUCGUGCCGACUACAACUUAUUGCAGUCACUCAAGGGCGCACCAAUUCAUGACAGAGAGCAUAAGGAGCAGUUCCGGUUUCAAGGCGAGAACCUGUGAAAGUUGGGAGAAAUAUAAGGAUGGACGUUGCGAUUACAAUCCGGUUGUGCUGAUGGGCGAAGACGCGUCCACAUCAUUGCGAGGAAAGUUUUAUUUGACAACGAACGACUCACCCCCGUUUGCGAUAGCGUGAAGAACCAUGACAUCGAAGGCGGAGCUUGGAAACAACGGCGGAAAUUGUACUAGUCAUUUACGAGUUACUUUUAUUUAUGCAGCGCGAGCAGUUACAUUCGAAACAGCAUCCCCUGAACGGAGAUGCCCGUAGAAAGUACAAAUUGUAUUAAUUAAUAUAGUAUGAUUAGAUGAUACUUAUUUUCUCGUCUUUGUACCAUUGUAAGCGAGAAGAAUAAUAAAUGCUUUGUCGGUCA